ACCAACGUGCCCCUGCGCCAUCCCCAGUGUCUAGGAAAUUUAUUGAGGGCGGUCCCCGUCAACAUUGACUCUUCACCCACCCUUUGCUUCUCUCGUUGCUCCUUGCUGUGCACAAUGGGUGUCUUUGCAACCAUUGCCGGCCCGCUCGGCGACUUCACCUCAAACUCGUCCACGCCCGUCGUUGUCGCUGCCGGCUUCGCCUCCUUUAUCUUCCUGGCCAUUGUCCUCAAUGUCCUCAAGCAGUUCCUGUUCAAGAACCCCAAUGAGCCGCCUCUCGUCUUCCACUGGGUGCCGAUUAUCGGCAACACCGUCUGGUAUGGCAUGGAUCCGUAUUCCUUCUUCUUCGCCAACUACAAGAAGUAUGGCCCAGUCUUCACCUUUAUCCUCCUCGGUCGCAAGAUGACGGUCUGCCUCGACACUACUGGCAACAACUUUAUCCUCAACGGAAAGAUCAAGGAUGUCAAUGCCGAGGAGAUCUACUCUCCCCUCACGACUCCCGUGUUCGGCAAGGAUGUCGUCUAUGACUGUCCCAACUCGAAGCUCAUGGAGCAAAAGAAGUUUGUCAAGUUUGGCCUGACGCAAGAGGCUCUCCGCUCCUACGUAACCCUCAUCACGCAAGAAUGCGAAGACUUUUUCAAGCGCCACAAGGCUUUCAAGGGACAAAAGGGCACUUUCGAUGUUCCCAAGGUCAUGGCUGAACUGACCAUCUACACCGCCUCUCGAUCGCUCCAGGGCGAGGAAAUCCGCCGCUCGUUCGACUCCAAGUUUGCCGAACUGUACCACGACCUCGACAUGGGCUUCUCCCCUAUCAACUUUAUGCUUUCCUGGGCUCCGCUCCCCCAUAACCGUGCCCGUGAUAAUGCGCGCGAGACCAUGAUUCAGCUUUAUUCUGAGCUAGUUCGCAAGCGGAGAUCCGGCAACGUCAAGAAGGACUCUCACGAUAUGAUCUGGCAUCUGAUGGAUUGCAAGUACAAGGAUGGCACACAGGUUCCUGAACACGAGAUUGCUGGAAUCAUGAUUGCUCUGCUCAUGGCUGGUCAACACUCAUCCUCUUCGACCAUUUCCUGGAUCCUGCUCCGCUUGGCACAGAAUCCCGAAAUUGUAGAUGAGCUUCUUGCAGAGCAAAAGGCAGCCAUGGGUGAAGAUCUGCCUACUCUGACGUAUGAGGAUCUCGACAAGCUGCCUCUCCACGCCCAAGUGGUCAAGGAAACCCUUCGUCUCCAUGCUCCGAUCCACUCCAUUAUGCGCAAAGUCAAACAGCCUCUUGUCGCUGAUGGAACAAACUACGUUAUCCCUACUUCUCAUCAUCUCAUGUCUUCGCCUGGCUUCUCUGCUCAACUCGAUACUCACUUUGUCAACCCCUCUGUCUGGGACCCACACCGAUGGGACGCCGAGCAGGACAGCCAAAACGCGGAUGAGGAUGACGACGACGAGAAGAUUGAUUAUGGCUGGGGUGUUGUGUCCAAGGGCACCAAAUCGCCAUAUCUCCCUUUCGGCGCCGGAAGGCACCGAUGUAUUGGCGAGCAGUUUGCCUAUCUCCAACUCCAGACUAUUCUUGUUGCAUUUGUCCGUGAGUUCAAGAUUAGGAACAUUGGAGGUAGCAAGAAUAUCAUCGGGACUGAUUACUCGAGUUUGUUCUCGCGCCCUCUUGCUCCUGCCGUUGUUGAGUGGGAGAGAAGGCAUGGACAGUUGUAACUAACUCUUCUUCAACUUGGGGUCUGAGGAAAAAAUGGUGAGCUGUGCAGGAAUGGGGCGGUGUAAUGACAUGAAUGUCUUGUUUUUCUCCAUUUGGCUGUUCGACGAGGUGUGGUAAUCGCGGACAUGUGCACAUUUAGACUUUUCAAAGACAUACUGUCUAGAUUCUAGUAUAUCAUAAUAGCAGUUUAAUGAAAGAUGAAGAAAUUAAAAGAACAACAUGUAGUUCAUGGUCGAG
Messenger RNA from Bipolaris sorokiniana ND90Pr, 1933 nucleotides. RefSeq lists its product as uncharacterized. Gene Ontology annotation, biological process: ergosterol biosynthetic process. The record is from RefSeq and is a predicted model, not a curated record. Gene Ontology annotation, molecular function: monooxygenase activity; iron ion binding; heme binding. Bases 115 to 1695 code for a protein of 526 amino acids. Lineage: Eukaryota; Fungi; Ascomycota; Dothideomycetes; Pleosporales; Pleosporaceae. The transcript has 2 exons.